This is a messenger RNA of Acanthoscelides obtectus, 2041 nucleotides long. The record is from the annotation of a GenBank genome assembly. NCBI's taxonomy places the organism in Eukaryota, Metazoa, Arthropoda, Insecta, Coleoptera, Chrysomelidae.
AAAACCAACGCGUUCAAGCGAUUCGUGUAACUGACGUCAUCAACCGGUGUGUCAUCUUGAACCAUAUUAUAACCGCGGCACAUAACACAGAAAUUUUGGUUAUUCGCUUGGAUUUGAUUAUUCAUUCUUUUUAUCACCCCAAUUCUCCAUAUUCAUUGGUUUGAAGUUUAUAAACUAUUUACAUUUUAAAUUUUUCUACAAUAAUAGAUUUUUCUGGAACAUAUGCACGUAUAUUUCCGAGAUAAAAACAAACUGUGGGUUAGUUACCAUAUGUGAUUGAUAUGGCUUGGAAUUUUUAAGCAGAAAGUACAGAAACUAGAGGUUUUUUAAUAGCUUUAACCUUACAGACGUGACUUUGAUAUACUGUUGAUAUGAGUAUUGGAAGCUGGUUGCAACAGAAGUAUUAAUAAUUGUAUUUGAAUCAGAUCUUGCUACCUAGAAAUAUUGAUAAACAUUUUAACUGUGAACUACAACUAUGUCUUCCUUGGUGUCUUCAAUACAGUUUUAGCCAGAAGGACACAUUUACAAUUGUUCAAGUCCGUCACUUAAAUUUGUUAGAAUAUCAAAGCAAACACUUGCUAAGAAAAAAUGGGUAGCUGUUCAAGAUUUUUGUAUGGUCGAUGUGCAUGGUACAAAUGAAUUGGAUAAAUUCAAUGUGAAGGAAUAUGUUGUGAAAGCUCAAAUUCUUGCUGGAGGCAGGGGUAAAGGCCAUUUCGACAAUGGCUUCAAGGGUGGUGUACACAUAACAGAAAACAAGGAGGAAGUUCCGAAAUUGAUAAACCAAAUGUUAGGGUACAAACUAAUUACUAAACAGACACCAAAAGAUGGAAUAGAAGUAAAAAAGAUAAUGAUAGCAGAAAGUGUGAACAUUAAGAGAGAAACCUACCUCUGUAUUUUAAUGGAUCGUCAAAUGAAUGGUCCAGUGAUUAUAGCAUCUCCUGCCGGUGGCAUGGACAUUGAAGCUGUUGCAGAAAAAACUCCGCAUUUAUUGAAAAAAGUACCUGUAGACAUCUUUGAAGGUAUAAACUAGUUAGGACUCCCCUUUUCAGAAAGAAUUACGCUUGAAAUAUCCAAGCUAAUGAUUGUUAAGUUCCCCCCAAAGGAUCAGCGUAAAAAUAUACCCAGGAAAUUCACUAAUAUUAAAUAUUUUGUAUCCUUUCCACCCUGGUCACAUACGUUCCCUCUGUAAUCGUCCUUGCUGCUAUUGAUGCUUGAGAGGUGCCAACAGUCACUCUACUUGGAUCCCUUUUUUAAGGUGUAACGGAUCAGAUGGCUGAAGACAUAGCUGCAUUCUUAGAAUUCAAAGGAGAUCUUAAACAAAAAGCUGCAAAGGAAAUACAAAGUUUAUGGAAAUUAUUCUGUAAUGUUGACGCAGUUCAGUUAGAAAUUAACCCUCUAGUGGAGACUGAUGAUAAAAAAGUGGUAGCUGUUGACGCUAAAUUGAAUUUUGAUGAUAACGCAAAGUUCAGACAAAAAGAAAUAUUCGCCAUGGACGACGUUUCAGAAAGUGAUCCUAGGGAAGUUGAAGCUGCGAAAUAUAACCUCAAUUAUAUAGGAAUGACUGGAAAUAUUGGGUAUGAACUUUUUGAACGCUUGUAGUAUGAUAGAAAGGUGUUCCAAAUUGUAAGUAAUUAUAAGUUGGCACGCCAUUCUAUCAUACUGCAGCUGUAGAUUUUUAGGUUGUUAUUCAAACAGGAUGGCCAAUGUAUAACCACGUGAUUUAAAUUGCGCGCCAUUUUUGAUACACGCAUUUCAGUAGGUGGCGCCGUCGUAGUUGCUUAAAGCACAUGUGUCCAAUUCAUCAUGAAGCGUUACACGAUCCCAAAACGCGUCCAUAUUGUUAAAACGUUGUACUUGAAUAAUGAGUCGCUGUUGCAACGAUGCGGUCGAAAUAAUGUGUCCAGUGUCAACACCAUUCGUCAGUUGGUGCGGAACUGGUAAAGUUAAAGUCUCAAGGUCGGGCCGUUCAUACUCCGGAAAAUAUCGAGAAAGUUCGCGAAGGUGUAGUGCACCGCCCUGAGACGUAUAUGAGAUAUGGUUC